Pseudovirgaria hyperparasitica is the source of this 867-nucleotide messenger RNA. RefSeq lists its product as uncharacterized. The coding region runs from base 115 to 609 and encodes 164 amino acids. The transcript has 2 exons. Lineage: Eukaryota; Fungi; Ascomycota; Dothideomycetes; Acrospermales; Acrospermaceae. The record is from RefSeq and is a predicted model, not a curated record.
CAAUUAUAUAAAUUGGACAUGAUAGUCGGAACUUGCUGGACCCCCCAACGUGCUUGAUUUAACUACUAAACGAACUAAAUUCUUUAUACCAAUUCACUACAUUACAUUUCCGCGAUGGCCCUCUCUGAUCUACAAAGCAAUGGAAUAUACGUCAUCCUUUUUCUGAGGGAUGACCAGCCUGAUCCAGAUAACUUUCAUUGGGGCUUGUAUCAUCACCAUAACGCCGAUUCAGGAGGGUGGAAAUAUCACAUCAAGGGCAGGACUGGCUACUGGCAUGCUGACCACGGGCAUACUAAAGGAGUUUUUAAAUCGUUCUUACUCAUCGGCCUAUUUCAUAUUUGCACUAUUCCUCCGGGUUGGGAAGCACACGUCGACGCUGUAAUGCGACAGUACGACGGGGUCCUUAACAAUAACCCUGCGACCUCUUGUAGUGCUUGGUUGUUCUGGGUAUUGGCUCAGCUUCAGAAGCCUGUAAACGGGUACAGAAUCCUCAGUGCUGAUUUGGGCUAUCUGGAAAGGGAAAUCAAAGAUUUUGGAAAUAUGCACUCUCGGAGUGCUGUAGCCAACAAUCAGCCACGGCCCAUCGGCCGCUCCGUCUAUGCCGGGUAGCGAUCUACACAUAACUGAUACCCAUAGUAUCAGCUCAAAUAUUUGGAUACAGAGCAUCAAGGACUCGCCAGGAGAUGAUAUAGGGCUUUCGAUUUACCAUUUAAUUCCGUGACCCCUGUCGGCCUCCAAAGUGUACGAAUUGAGCCUAAGAUCAUUCUUUCUGUCAGCUGCAUGGAACUUUCAGUGGCUUUCCAAUCCAUCUACAUUGAGCCUAUGAGAUAUUAGUACUAGAGUAUACACAGUAGAUACAAUACAGUC